Molecule: messenger RNA, 2991 nt
Organism: Linum trigynum
Lineage: Eukaryota; Viridiplantae; Streptophyta; Magnoliopsida; Malpighiales; Linaceae
Source: the annotation of a GenBank genome assembly
CCGGCCCGGCGACUGAACGGCAAGUCGUUUCUUCUUCCUGCAGCUUUGACUCGCCGGUUCACCUGAGCCCCCCCGCCAUUUCUCCAUCGUUUCUUCUCCAAAAUGCUCUAUUCCAAUCCAGCUCAAAACUAAUUCCGCCUUUUCAAGUUUGAUUUUUAAACUACCCCUCAUUUCGCUUCUUCGUCGGUAGUCGUCUCCAUCCGUCAACAGGUAACCGAGCAAAACGGGAUUUGAUUGUUUGCUGUGCGAUUCAGCAGCUAAUUCAAGCUUCGAUCCCGUCCUAACUUCGUAUUAAUGUCAAUACUAUGCGGGAUCCCACUGCUCGAGUGCGUCUACUGCCUAGCCUGCGCCCGAUGGGCAUGGAAGCGCUGUCUCCACACAGCCGGGCACGACAGCGAGACGUGGGGGGUCGCCACCGCCGACGAAUUCGAGCCCGUCCCGCGCCUCUGCCGCUACAUCCUAGCAGUCUACGAGGACGAUCUGAGGAACCCUCAGUGGGAGCCGCCAGGUGGGUACGGGAUAAACCCAGACUGGGUCAAGCUGAAGAGGACUUACAAUGACACUCAGGGCAGGGCGCCUCCUUACUUGCUCUACCUCGAUCACGACCACUCCGACAUAGUUCUCGCCGUCCGCGGCUUGAAUCUGGCGAAGGAGUGUGAUUACAAGUUGCUGUUGGAUAACAAACUGGGGAAGAGGAAGAUUGAUGGUGGGUAUGUUCACAAUGGGCUGCUGAAAGCUGCUGGUUGGGUUCUUGAUUCGGAGUGUGGGGUUUUGAAGGAGUUGGUGGAGAAGUAUCCGAGUUAUAGCCUCACUUUCUCCGGGCAUUCGCUUGGUUCCGGUGUGGCUGCGAUGCUGGCGUUGGUGGUGGUUCUGAAUAGUGGGAAGUUGGGGAAUGUGGAGAGGAAGAGGGUCAGGUGCUUUGCUAUUGCUCCUGCUAGAUGUAUGUCGUUGAACUUGGCUGUUAGAUAUGCUGAUGUGAUCAACUCUGUUGUUCUUCAGGAUGAUUUCUUGCCCCGGACGGCGACACCGUUGGAAGACAUCUUCACUUCACUUUUCUGCUUGCCAUGCCUGCUAUGUCUAAGGUGCAUGAGGGAUACCUGUAUAUCAGAAGAUCAGAUGAUCAAAGAUCCAAGGAGGCUUUACGCACCUGGUCGCCUCUAUCACAUUGUCGAAAGGAAGCCUUUCAGAAUGGGGAGGUUCCCACCGGUUGUCAGGACGGCAGUGCCGGUGGAUGGGAGGUUCGAGCACAUAGUUCUUUCCUGUAACGCGACUUCAGAUCACGCCAUCAUAUGGAUUGAAAAGGAAGCCACGAGAGCUCUGAGUCUUAUGUUGGAGAAUGAUGGAAUCAUGGAGAUCCCAGAAAAGCAGAAGAUGGAACGACAAGAGACAUUAGCUCGGGAGCAUAGUGAAGAGCACAAGGCUGCAUUGCAGAGGGCUGUGACACUAGCCGUGCCCCAUGCCCGUUUCCCAUCUCAGUAUGGCACGUUUGAUGAGCAUGUUGAUGAAGGGGAAGAAGAAGAAGAUGAUGAUGAAGACUCCCAUAGAUCAAGUUCAAGUGGACAAUCUUCUGGUGAUAAAAGCCCAGCCAUCAGGUGGAAUGAAUUGAUCGAACGUCUCUGUGAAAAGGAUGGAUCAUCUAGGCAGGCUGUGCUCAAGAGAUCACGUACAACUGUUUGAUGAACUGAGAAUCAUAUGAAAGGAGAACCAAAACACAGAUUCACGCGUAUAGCUUGCAACCAAGUCACAUUUACCCCCUUUGGUUGGGGGAAGAGUUAGGAUUUCUUCAUUCAAAUUUGUAAUUAUUUUCUUGUGAUAUAUGUAUUGAGUUUGGCUGUAAAUUGGUUUUGUGAACUUCUGUAUUUGAGCAAGGCUUUACUUUGUAGGCUGAGAGAGGUCUGUAUUCUAGCUAGGACUACAAGUCUACAAGCUUGACAUUGACGGUCCAUAAAAGGUCAUAUUGUUAGAGGAAAUUGAUACGCUAGCUUGUAAUAGUAUGGAUGGUUUAUUAGCAUAUUAAUAAGAAGAUUGGUUUCCUACUGUUGAACAAAUUAUGAGGAAGGAAUAAAGUUUUGGUUACCAAAGAUUUUUCUUACAAGCUCACCUAAGGAUUUAAUCCAUACAUAUUUUGCUGUCAAGAGCUCCAAAUCGAAACGGAGAAAGUGAAUCAAGAAUUCCACCAUCAUCGAUAUUUUUCUUAUGACAUGGGAAUUUGGUGCAAAUUUUGCAAAACAAGUUAUGGUAAAGCGAGAAAACUAUUCUUAUCCAUCAUUACCAAUCAUGAUUCAUGACCAUCUAGAAAAGGGCAAACAUUGCAAGAUUUGAUUAUUGUUACGAAAUCAAACUAGUAAUGGUAGCCCUUCUAAAAAGUGAUUGGUUUGGAUUGCUUUGGUGGAUAAGAAUGGCCUUCGCUCUGUCAUAAUCCUCAUUGGUAAUUCGUUUGAUGAUUCACUUUCUACUCCGCAUCCAAGAGCUUUUCAAAACAAAAUUUGCAUAGAUAAAUCUUGAUUGGUUGCACUUCGUCAGUGUGUUCUCAAGCCUUUUUUUUAUAAUAUGAUAAAUAAGGGGAUACAAUUGUGAACAAUACAAUUUAUUGGUACCAUAACCAGUUUGAGGAAAUAUGAGAGGGUAAAGGACUGGAAAUCAAGAUAGGAAGAGGGGAAAGAAUAAAGGGGAAGAAGAAAAGGGUUUCAACGGGAAGUAGGAGUGUCAUCUGGGUGGUUAAUCCGUGGUCUGAUAUCAAUCCACCGCAAAUAACUCAAAUCGUAAUGGGUGUGUGAUUGUUUUGAGUGGAUCUCGAUUAAUAAAAUCUCCUACCCGCAUUUAUUCGGGUGGGUGGUGUGGAUUGUGGGUCACCCGAAGUGAUUUACACCAUAUUUCAUAUGACAAAAAGUUGUUUCUUGUUUAUACUAUCAAAUAGUCAUCAUAUUUCCUAAUCACACUAUAUAUUGAUCAUCGAUUUCUAAAGGUGGAGAAUAAAGAAUAUUUUUGGAC